This is a messenger RNA of Rotaria socialis, 1140 nucleotides long. NCBI's taxonomy places the organism in Eukaryota, Metazoa, Rotifera, Eurotatoria, Philodinida, Philodinidae. The record is from the annotation of a GenBank genome assembly.
AUGUUACGACCGAAUGGUAGUACAGCUGCCCGGAAAGCAGAAGACGCUGGUUUGACUCCAUCGGAAGGAGAUUAUCGUUUGGUUCGUUCUGUUACCAUACCAUCACUUCAAAUAAAUAAUAAACAACAUGAAGCCAUUGUCGAUACUGGAUCUGCAGUCACCAUUAUUAAUCAACAAUUAUUAAAAAAGAUUUACCGCACAAGAUUCAUUUACAAGAAGAAAUUACACGAAUCAGCUAAUUGUACGUCUAUUGAUAUUAUUGGCGAAAUUCAACUUGAAGUUAAAAUACCAGGACAUAAAACUUUGAUUAUAGCGGAUGUUGAAACGAAUCUUAAUACUGAUAUAUUACUUGGAAACGACUGGAUUAUGCAACACAAUGUUAUUAUUGAGUCAUUACAAUGGCAUAUUACCCUUAUUGAUCAGAACCGCCACGAAUUAGCAACAGCUCCAUUCGUUCAACCUUCAAAUCUUCAAUUUAGCGCAACUAAUCGUCAACGAACACUAUCAACGAAUACUCAACUGCGAAAUAUGUCAUAUCAGGCUGAAUUAAAUAAUCAUAUUAUUUUACCGGUGUCAUCAGAAGAUGCCAAUUAUCAAUCAACACAUUUUCAAUCAUUUAUUUAUAAGAGGAACAACACUCGCAAGAGUGGUUUCUGUGAUUCAUUACUCCGUGAAAAGAGGAAGGCCCGAUUUACGGACUUUAUCUGUGGAAAAGAACAUCAUGAAGAACAACAACAUCACUCAUUUGCAUCAGAAUGUUAUCCAUCAGCAGCAUCAUUAGAAAAUGAUACUAUAAAUAUUUUAGAUGAAGAAACAUUGAAUUAUAAUGAUAAAGAAGGAGGUCAUGUACGAGAUGAACCUUCAAACGAAAUUGAAAACAUGUCUGAUGAUGGCAUUCAACAAGAUGCAAUGAACGAUCAAAAUCAACAAUACAUAAAUCAUAAACCAUUAACAAGAAGUCAACGAAAAAAAUGCAAACAUCGAGCUAAAAGAUAUCAAUAUGAAAUCAUUCGGAACAUUUAUCAUAAAUUUACCAUCACAGAUAUUAAAAAAAUCUUAAUAUUUAUGGAUAUUCCUUACGUGAACAUUAGUGUCUUCGGAAGCACGUUAAUCUUGGGUGUAAAGAACGAGCAAAUAUAA